Molecule: messenger RNA, 4252 nt
Organism: Chara braunii
Lineage: Eukaryota; Viridiplantae; Streptophyta; Charophyceae; Charales; Characeae
Source: the annotation of a GenBank genome assembly
GAGGUAGGCGGUUCCUCCCUAAACUCUCAGCCAGUGGAGAGUCGCGCUUGUCCGCGGGUUGUUCCCGGCGGAGCACCGUCGGCAGGGACUCACCAUAACCACGUGGGCUCACCAUAACCACGUGCCACUUGGCGCUGACGUGGAUCGUUAGAUCGAAGCUAGAGGAGCGAGAGGUGGUGACGAUGGGGCGGGAGGAGGAGAUGAGGAUGGAGAAGGAAAAAGAGCGCCCGCGCGAGCGUGAGAAAGACAAGGAAAGCAGGAAAGAGAAGGAGAGAUUCGGAAGAGAGGAGGGCGAGAGAGGGGAGAGAGAGAAAGAGAGAGAGAGAGAGAGGGGGAGAGAGAAGGAAAGAGGGAAAGACAAGGAGAGAGACAAGGAUAGGGCAAAGGAUCGCGAUCGGACGAGAGAUAAAGAGAAGGAUAAAGAAAGAGACAAGGAGAAGGAAAAGGAAAAGGAGAAGGAAAAGGAGAAAGAAAGGGAUAAGGAAAGGGAGAAGGAUAAGAACCGAGAGAAGGGGAGGGAGAGGGAGAAGGAUGUGGAGAGAGAGGAGCGUGAGAAAGAGCGGGAAAAGGAAAAGGGGAAGGCGAGGGAUAAGGAGAAGGACAGAGAGAGGGAAAAGGAUAAGGAUAGAGAUAAGGAGAAAAGCAAGGGAAGGGAGAAAGAGAGGGAGAGGGGAAGAGAGAAGGAGACAGAGAAAGAGAGGGAUAGAGAGAGGGGGAGGGGAGGCGACAAAGAGAGGGAAGUGGAGGGAGGAGAGGGGAGGUUGAAGGACGGGGACAGGACACGGGAGAAGGAUGGAGGAGGGGAUAAGGAGGCUGACAAGCUGAGAGAGAGGGAGGAGGAGAGGGAUCGAGAGCGAGGCAGAGAGAGCGAUGGAGAAGGGGAGAGAGAGAAGGUAAGAGAGAAAGAAGCAGAGAGGCAGAAGGACAGAGGGAGAGAGAGGGAUGGCGAUGCUAGAGAGAAGGAGAGAACGAAGGAGAAAGAAGGCGAAAGGGGAAGAGAGAGACGAGAUAAGGACUAUGAGAAGGAGAGGGGGAGAGAGAGGGAAAAGGAUCGGGAUCGCGACCGAGACAGAGGGAAAGACAAGGAGAGGGGAAGAGACAGAGAUCGUGAGCGCGGGAAAGAUAAGGAUAAAGAUGGGAGGGAGAGAGAGAGAGAGAGAGGGAGGGAGAGAGAGAGGGAGAAAGCACGAGGACGAGAGCGGGAGAAGGAACGAGAGAACAGGAAUGACAGAGGCAAGCAGACCAGCGAUGGGAUCCCGACGACGGCGACGGACCUGCAGGAUAGAAUUGCCAGGAUGCGCCAGGAUCGUCUCAAGGCAAAGAGGCUGCCGCCGAUGAGCAUUCCCGACGAGGAGGAAGGAGAAGAUGAAGGAGAUAUCCUUGCAUGGGUGCAUAAAUCUCGGCGCCUGGAGGUGGAAAAGAAGGCCUAUGAAGUAGAAGGAAGGCGAUCGGGGCAGGAUCGGCAGGGUGACGUUUCGGGGUCGGAGAGUGAAGAUGGAGGUGUGCACAGUGCAAAAGAUCUGGCAGGGGUCAGGGUACGGCAUGAGCUCGACAAGCUCUUGGUGGAAGGUGGAGCAGUGGUGCUUACACUCAAGGAUCAAAGCGUGAUUGCGGGUGACGAUGUAAAUGACGAGGCGGAUGAGCUGGAAAACAUAGAGAUUGCGGAGCAGAAGUCGCGAGAAGCUUUGUACAAGGCAUCGAAGAAGAGUCGGAGGAUAUAUGAUGACAAAUUUGGAGGUCAAGAAGACCAGGAGCGACGGAUUCUGCCCCAGUAUGAUGAACCUGGCCAGGAAGAGGGAAUUGUGCUAGAUGAACAGGGCGGAUUAGAUGCUAGAACGAGGGCUCGUCUUGAUGAGGUUCGAGCCAGACUCCUCCGCACUGGUAUGAAGGAGAGUGUGGCGAAUCCAACGGUUGCUGUAGCUUCAGAUUACCUUACUCAGGAGGAGAUGCAGCUGUUCAGAAAGCCGAAGAAGAAGAAGAAGCUGCGGAAAAGGGAAUUGAACCUUGAUCUUGAUGCAAUGGAGGAGCAUGCAAGACUGGCGGCCGAGAAGGCUGGAGCAGUCGAUCAUGGAUCGAGAGCUAGGGGAAGCAGGAAGCUGGAGAAAGAGGAGGCGGAACGAGAGCAGGACGCAGCUGCUAGAGAGGCUGCCUACGAACGGGCAAUGGAGAAGGCAGCAGAUGCUGCACGGCUCCUGAGAGAAGAUGGUGUUGGCUGCGACACAGAGAUGAAUGAAGCUGAGGAAGGGGAACUUGUGAUACCCCCAAGCCCCAGGGAGGAGCAGAAAGAUACAGACAUGGCGGAGAGCGAAAGGGAGAAUGAGGAGCAGGAUGUUGACCUAGUUCUGGACGAAGACGAGGAUUUAACUCGGUCUUUGGAACAGGCAAGGAAACUCGCAAUACAAAGAAGCGAAGGAGAGGCAAAAGUUGGUGUGUUAGCGGUCGCAGCCGCUGUGGAGUCACUGGGAGCGAACAAAGAAGGCGCAGAAGAAGAGGACGGCGAAGAAAAUCAAGAAAAGUUGGUGUUCACUGACAUGAGCGAGUUUUGCCGAAGUCUGGCUAUUGAUGAUGGCAGUGGAAGGCGGAGGACAUCCUUGGACGAUUUAUUGGGCGGCGAAGACGAAGCAGGAGAGCAACGAGAGCAAGCCGCGGCGAAGGAUGCGGACGUGGACACUGGAGGAUGGAAGGAAGUGGCGAAAAAGGAUGUUGUCGUUGCAAACGACCAGGAAGAGGAAAAUGGCGGUGAAGAAAUGUCGUCGGUUGCUGCGAAAUUGGAACCAAUCACUGAGGAAGUCGUUGUCGGUCCUGGCAUCGCCAAUGCCUUAAAGCUUCUGCAGCAAAGAGGGGCUCUGCAAGAGACUGUGGAAUGGGGAGGAAGAAACAUGGAUAAGAAGAAAAGCAAACUCGUUGGAAUAACGGACAGUUUCUUUUCUGGUCAGAAAGAGAUACGACUGGACCGGCUUGACGAGUUUGGUCGAUUGAUGACUCCGAAGGAAGCCUUUCGACAGCUGUCCCACAAGUUCCAUGGCAAAGGUCCUGGGAAAAUGAAACAGGAAAAAAGGAUGAAGCAGUUUCAAGAGGAGUUGAAGCUUAAACAAAUGAGUUCCGGCGAUACUCCGUUGAUGUCGAUGGAAAAACUGCGACAGGCGCAAGCAAAUCUCAAUACGCCGUACAUUGUUCUAAGCGGCAACAUCAAGCCAGGACAAACGAGUGAUCCAAAGAGUGCUUUUGCGACCGUUGAGAAGGAACAUCUUGGUGGUUUGACACCAAUGCUUGGAGACAAGAAGGCGGAUUUUAUGGCGAACGUAAGGAGGCGGCCUGAACAAGGAAACAUGGGUCCUCCAGCUCCGAAGAAAGCUCGUGUGGAGUAGGGUGGUUGUCUCGACUAGCGUGUAUUCGUUUGGAAAAACUGGUUUGUGAUGUCUGUUGUGCCGUGGAUCGUGGAGGCAGGUUGGUGAUCGUGAUUGUUUCAUCCGCCGUCUUGUACUUGUACCAAGGAGCAAGGCAAAUUGGUGUGAGUGAUGUUUUCUUCCCCCCCCCCCCCAGUCAUCGUCAUGAUGCUGGUGCUGAUAAAUUUUCAAAAAAUAAGCAAAGAACUGGUGCAUAUGACAGGUGGUCAUUUGGGUCUCCCUUAUUCAGUGGUGCAGUCGGGCAGUCGGUUGUCACAUUGGCUGGGUGUUGCAAGUGUUAUCGAUGUCGUGCUAUUUCUGUCCAGCCUAUUGUCAAAUGUUUUGAAAUUCUGAAUAGCCUCUUUUUUGUCAUUUAGUGGUUCCUAUUUGGAACCUUUGGUGGGGACCACUUAGGAGCGAAGGCAAGUCCCCAUCUGUGGAGUUAUGAGCUCAGUCCUUUUCGAAAUCUCUUGUAGGUCUCACUCGGAGCGCUGUGGAAUGUACCUUCUGUAGAGUUACGGGCAGAGUAUUCAGGAAGUUGGACAUGAUUUCAUUUACAGUGUUUGGUGUUUGGUAUGGUGGCAGCUGUGACAUUAUAUAUUGUUGGUGGUGUUAUGCCAUGCGUAUUCUUCUUGUAUAGGCAGCACACUUGCUUGCGGUGUUUUUCAGUGGACGACCUUUCCCACAAUGGUCAGCUUCAUUAUGAUUCAUGCGGCUUAGAAGUUUCCCUUUGGAAAGUGUGGAUUGAGUGAGCGUGAGUUCUGAGUCUCUAGUGCCUGGUCAGCGUUUCAACACUCCAAUCGAAAAGAACCACUGGCUUCUGUGCUGACUGGCCUACAAUGUGCUGAUAAAUUGAUAAUACCUGA